This is a messenger RNA of Manis javanica (Malayan pangolin), 3125 nucleotides long. Lineage: Eukaryota; Metazoa; Chordata; Mammalia; Pholidota; Manidae. The record is from RefSeq and is a predicted model, not a curated record.
UCUUCCAGCAGGCAGGCAGUAGCCCCCACCUCCUGAAGCCACCUACAGGCAGAGGCCCCAGAUAUCUCACACCCAGGCACCAGGCCACAGAACCAUGAGCCAGGACAGCAAAGUAAAGACGACAGAGUCCAACCCCCCAGCCCCUGCCAAGGCCAGGAAGUCGCUGCCCAUCCUGGACCCAUCUGGGGAUUACUACUACUGGUGGCUGAACACGAUGGUCUUCCCAGUAAUGUAUAACCUCAUCAUCAUUGUGUGCAGAGCCUGCUUCCCCGACUUGCAACACAGUUAUCUGGUGGCCUGGUUAGUGCUGGACUACAUGAGUGACCUACUGUACUUACUGGACAUAGUGGUGCACUUCCACACAGGAUUCUUGGAGCAGGGCAUUCUGGUGGUGGACAAGGGUAGGAUCUCAAGUCGUUAUGUGAGCACCUGGAGCUUCUUCUUGGACCUGGCUUCCCUGAUGCCCACCGACGUGGCCUAUGUGCAGCUGGGCCUGCACACACCCACACUGAGGCUGAACCGCUUUCUGCGUGUGCCCCGCCUCUUUGAGGCGUUUGACCGCACAGAGACCCGCACAGCUUAUCCAAACGCCUUUCGCAUUGCCAAGCUGAUGCUUUACAUUUUUGUCGUUAUCCACUGGAACAGUUGCCUAUACUUUGCCCUGUCCCGGUACCUGGGCUUUGGGCGUGACGCCUGGGUGUACCCGGACCCGGCGCAGCCUGGCUUUGAGCGCCUGCGGCGCCAGUACCUCUACAGCUUCUACUUCUCCACGCUGAUCCUGACCACCGUGGGCGACACGCCGCUGCCGGCACAGGAGGAGGAGUACCUGUUCAUGGUGGGCGACUUCCUGCUGGCCGUCAUGGGCUUCGCCACCAUCAUGGGCAGCAUGAGCUCCGUCAUCUACAACAUGAACACUGCAGACGCAGCCUUCUACCCGGACCACGCGCUGGUGAAGAGGUACAUGAAGCUGCAGCACGUCAACCGCCGGCUGGAGCGGCGCGUUAUUGACUGGUACCAGCACCUACAGAUCAACAAGAAGAUGACCAAUGAGGUAGCCAUCCUACAGCACUUGCCUGAGCGGUUGCGGGCAGAAGUGGCUGUGUCUGUACACCUGUCUACUCUGAGCCGGGUGCAGAUCUUCCAGAACUGUGAGGCCAGCCUGCUGGAGGAGCUGGUGCUGAAGCUGCAGCCCCAGACCUACUCACCAGGCGAAUAUGUCUGCCGCAAGGGUGACAUUGGCCGAGAGAUGUACAUCAUCCGUGAGGGUCAGCUGGCAGUGGUGGCUGAUGAUGGUGUCACACAGUAUGCCGUGCUUGGGGCAGGGCUCUACUUUGGGGAGAUCAGCAUCAUCAACAUCAAAGGAAACAUGUCCGGGAACCGCCGCACAGCCAACAUCAAGAGUCUAGGUUACUCAGACCUGUUUUGCCUGAGCAAGGAGGACCUGCGGGAAGUGCUGAGCGAGUACCCACAGGCCCAGACGGUCAUGGAAGAAAAGGGCCGUGAGAUCCUGCUCAAAAUGAACAAGUUGGAUGUAAAUGCUGAGGCAGCUGAGAUAGCCCUCCAGGAGGCCACGGAGUCCCGGCUACAAGGUCUGGACAAUCAACUCGAUGAUCUGCAGACCAAGUUCGCCCGCCUCUUGGCUGAGCUGGAGUCCAGCGCACUUAAGAUCGCUUAUCGCAUCGAACGGCUAGAGUGGCAGACACGAGAGUGGCCAAUGCCUGAGGAACUGGCUGAGGCUGACGAUGAGGACGAGCCUGGGGAGGGAACUUCCAAGGGAAGGCAGGGCUGACCAGGAGGGACUUCCAGGCCCAGAGUGACCCCAUUCCUAUCUCUGGGACUCCCACCCCCAAGUGAAUCCAGAGUUGUAGGAAAUCCUACCUGCAGAAACUCUGCCAUCUUAUCCACUAGAUAGCAGUGAUAGAGUGAAUUGGGUCUAUAGAUGCCCAUCUAGAAAUGUAAGAGUACAGCACAUAUUCAUCCCCAUUCACCAGCACAGACACAUACACAGUUGCACAUACACAUACUGAUCCCAAGACUGUGUGCUCUAUAUAAAAUGCUCUGGAGUUCCCAUUCUCAGAUCACACAUGCUUUCUCCCAUAGGUAUGUUCUAUAGGCACAUAAUAUACACAUUCAGUCAUGUACCUGAUAAACACACACAUAAUGACAGUCACACACCAACAGACACACAGAGGUGAACACACAAAAACACACCCAGGGCCCUCUUGUUCUAAGAUGUCCUUUAAGUGCCCCUUAAAUGGGAGGUUCACGAGUGUACCCUGCAAGUUGCACUUCAAUAAAGUAUUUGCCUCCUCACUAAGCAUUUAUGGGGCUGAUGGGAAAAGGCAAAGCCAAUGUCUAAAUUCUGAGUCAGGGGCAAGGGGCAUGGGCUGUGUAGUAGCUGGUAGGUUGGACUCAAAGAGGCUGGGGUACUGACUGAGUUGAGAAUCAAUACUAAGCCAAGGUGAAGCAGGUUUAUGCAUUACACUGCUGUAAGUGUGCACAAUUCUUCAAAGAUUCAUAUAUUCACAUACACACACUGACCACUGCAUCUCAUACCAGCAUAUGUACCCUUGACUUUGUGAUCUCUGAGGUCUCUGAUCUUAAUGGGCCAGGGAAGAUACCUCUGCUCAUUUUCCCUCCCUCUGGCCCAGCCCUGGAGCCUGGAGCAGGGCAAUAUUGUGUUCAGGACUGAUUCCAAGGGGAGACUAGUUCCCAGGACCACUCACCUGGCUCUGUCCUACUAUGCCAGUCAUUGGUGCUGGCCUUGGUGCUGCCAGAAAGCCAGCCCCCCUUUCUCUGUACAGUAUUCCAAAAGAAAGGGUAGAGAAUAGACACUAGGAGGUGUGGAAUGUCAUGGCUGAAGAUAACUGGAGAUGAGUGUUUGGAGAGACUUGGAGUAAUUUGGCAUACUUAGAAGGAAGUCUGCAGCUUUAGGACAGAGAAGGUGUUCUGGGGUCUAUAGGGAGGAGUCUGAUGUCAUUUCUGAAUCAUAUUCACCUUGGUCACAACUUUACCUCCUCCCGAGCCUGACCAGACUUUGGGCCUGAGCUGUGCCAGGUGGUGUUUUAAAAUGUAUCUCAGAUUUAAUUUGUCAGUAUGACUGAGUGACAACACAGAGAGGUCAA